UCGGUAGAAUCAGUUCGAGCCGAACCGCACUGGGAAGCGGUUGGGGAAAGUUUCAGUCCAGGCUAAAGUGCGUGUGUUCAGCACUUUUGAUACAAAUACCCAUUCACAUCGUAGUGAAUUGCAGGUGGAGAAGAUUGCGCAUAAGAUUCGUUAAGACCGUACGGUUUCGGACAAGAUCGCGUUUGAUCGCGCCUCGAUCACACGAUGCUGUGGCGACAGGGGCUACUACUACUGCUGGUCGGUCUGUGCCUGGUUCUGGUGCGAUCCGAAGAUGAGGAGGUUAUCAAAUGUACCGGCGGUGAGUGCGUGAAGCUUCACCUUUGCCCGAACGGCGAGCUGAACACGGACGGUGCCAAUAUCAUUGACAUUCGCUUCAACCCGGACAAUGAGUGCGAGGACUAUCUGCUCAAGUGCUGCCCAUAUCCGGAGGGCGAAGAGGACGAUGUGGUGCCACCGCCGCCAUCCAUACCUGGGCCCAGCCCCGUACCGGUGCCGGUGCCAGGGGGACCCCAUUCGGUUCCUGUUACCGUCCCUAACCCUGGCCCCGGAGGAGCGGGAUCCGUUCCACCCGGCCAGGGAACGGGCCAGGUGCCGACAACACCCAGCGGACCAGGAAACUUGGGCACCGGUAAUAAGCCUGCGGGUGCCGGUGGUCCUGCCGGUGGAUUGGGUGGUGGUAGCACUGGUGGUGGUUAUGGUAAACCUCAUGGACAGGGUCAGGGCCAUGGACAUGGACACGGACAGGGCCAUGGAGGCUGUCGGGGUGACAGCUCCUGCUCGUCGUCUGGCUCCGAAAGCGACGAGCAGACGGUGUUGGCCGGUGCGGAUCUGAUUCCAGGUGGUCUCGGAGGUACUUCCGCUAAUCAGGUGAAGGAUCGUGAACAGGUACCGCAAGUGCAGGGUGGUGGUCCCCCUGUUUCGGAUUUAGGAUCUGGUCCCACCGCUGGGCAACCGGGUACCGGUAAACCGCAGCAAGGAGGCACUGGCACACCAGUUAGUGGAACUGGAGCUGGACAGCAAGGAACGGGAGGUAUCGGAGGUGCUGGAACAGGUGUUCCAACACAAAAGCCUGGUGGUGCUGGAGGAGCUGGACCCACUGGAACUGGUGCAAGUGGUGCAUCCACUCAAAAGCCUGGCGGUGCUGGAGGACUUGGAGGUGGUGUAGGAAGUGCAGGAGGCGCUCCAACUCCAAAGCCUGGACAACAAGGUGCUGGAGGCGCAGGUGCAGGAGGCGUAGGUGCAGGAGGCGCUCCAACUCCAAAGCCUGGACAACAAGGUGCGGGAGGUGCAGGCGGUCCUGGAACAGGCGCUGGAGGUGUGGGAGGUCUUGGAUCGGGUGUAGGAGGCGUUCCAACUCCAAAGCCUGGACAACAAGGUGCGGGUGGUGCAGGCGGUCCUGGAACUGGUGCUGGAGGUGCUCCAAAACCUGGACAACAAAUUCCUGGAGGAACUGGUGGUGCCGGAGGUAGUCCAGCAGUCGGUCAACCUGCACCUGGAGGAGCUGGUGCUACCAGUCCAGCCGGUACCGUUCAAGUGCAACCGGGAACACAGGGUGGACAGCCUAAUGUCAUUGGGCUUACUGCUCCCGGCAAAGAGGCGACUCCGACACCAGGAAAGCAACCGGGCGGAGCUGGACAACAUCAUGGGGGUCCGGGCGGUGCUAAACACCCUGGCACUGGUGGUGGAUAUAACCAAGGUGGUGGUGUGAAGGGUACUCAACCAGAUAAAGUCGGAACCGGUACCCAGAACCCGCUGGACAAGACGGUCAGCGUGCCGCAAAAGUGUGGCCUGCGCAAUGUGGACGGUGUGGGCUUCCGCAUUACCGGCGACAACGACGGCGAAUCGGAGUACGGUGAGUUCCCGUGGAUGGUGGCCAUCCUGAAGGAGGAGAAAGCGCUGGACCAAGUGAUCAACGUGUACCAGUGUGGCGGUUCCCUCAUUCACCCGUCGGUCGUCCUGACGGCGGCUCACUGCGUGCAGAACCGAAAGAUCGAGGAGGUGAAGGUGCGACUGGGCGAGUGGGACACGCAGACCAAGAAUGAAAUGUUUGACUAUCAGGAUCGUAACGUGGUGGAGAUCGUUUCGCACGCCGAGUUCUACAAGGGUGGUCUGUUUAACGACGUUGCCCUGCUGUUCCUGGACAAACCGGCCGAUCUGAUGGAGACGGUCAACACGAUCUGUUUGCCGCCGGCGAACCACAACUUCGACAUGUCGCGCUGCUUCGCCAGCGGCUGGGGCAAGGAUGUGUUCGGCAAGCAGGGCACGUACCAGGUGAUACUGAAGAAGAUCGAGCUGCCCAUUAUGCCGAACGAAGAGUGCCAGAAGGCGCUGCGUACGACGCGCCUCGGCCGGCGGUUCAAGCUGCACUCGAGCUUCAUCUGCGCCGGCGGUGAGAAGGGCCGCGAUACGUGCAAGGGCGACGGUGGGUCGCCACUGAUCUGCCCAAUUCCGGGCUCGGUCAACCACUACUACCAGGCCGGUAUGGUGGCGUGGGGCAUUGGGUGUGGCGAGGAUGGCAUCCCCGGGGUGUACGUGAACGUGCCAAUGUUCCGCGGAUGGAUCGACGAUCAUCUGCGGCAGCGUAAUAUUACUGACAGCUUCUACCUCUACACUUAGACGCGCUGCUCGCAAAAUCCCGUUCCUCGAUCGGCAGCGAACGUGAUCGGGAAUGGGCUUUUGGGAUGGGAAAUAUGGAUGAGACAAUAAAUUAACUAGAAUAAUAA
Messenger RNA from Anopheles arabiensis, 2723 nucleotides. RefSeq lists its product as uncharacterized. The transcript is spliced from 5 exons. NCBI's taxonomy places the organism in Eukaryota, Metazoa, Arthropoda, Insecta, Diptera, Culicidae. The record is from RefSeq and is a predicted model, not a curated record. Gene Ontology annotation, biological process: proteolysis. Gene Ontology annotation, molecular function: serine-type endopeptidase activity. Bases 205 to 2616 code for a protein of 803 amino acids.